Magnolia sinica is the source of this 1566-nucleotide messenger RNA. Its product is annotated as DNA-directed RNA polymerase V subunit 1-like. Gene Ontology annotation, biological process: DNA-templated transcription. Gene Ontology annotation, molecular function: DNA binding. Gene Ontology annotation, cellular component: RNA polymerase II, core complex. Lineage: Eukaryota; Viridiplantae; Streptophyta; Magnoliopsida; Magnoliales; Magnoliaceae. The record is from RefSeq and is a predicted model, not a curated record.
GUUGGUCAAAUCAUAAAUAGGCGGAUUAUGGACGGAGACAUUGUUUUCAUUAAUAGGCCACCUAGUACUCAUAAACAUUCAUUACAAGCAUUUUCUGUCCAUGUGCAUGACGACCAUACUGUUAAGAUCAAUCCCCUUAUUUGUGCUCCCCUAGGUGCAGAUUUUGAUGGGGAUUGUGUUCAUAUAUUUUAUCCGUCUCUAGCAGCAAAGGCAGAAGUUUUGGAGCUGUUUAGUGUUGAAAAGCAAAUCCGUAGUUCUCAUAGUGGUAGUCUGAAUUUACAACUGGUGCAUGAUUCUUUAUUGUCACUUAAACUCAUGUUUAGGACUUUUUUCUUGAACAAAGCGACUGCGCAACAGUUGGCUAUGUGUGUUUCACGUUUACUGGAACCUGCUUUGCUUAAGGCUCACCAUACAGGUCCUCUGUGGACUGUUUUGCAAAUGGUACAGAGUGUUUUACCUGCAUUUUUUGACUGCUUUGGGGAGAGGCAUUUUAUCAGUAAAAGUGAAAUGGUGAGGAUUGAUUUCAAUAGAGAUUUACUGCAGUCAUCAUUCACAGAGAUUGUUACUUCUGUUCUUGACAAGAAGGGAACAGAAGAGGUUGUUAAGUUCUUUAAUAUGUUGCAGCCAUUGCUGAAGGACAUUCUCUUUUUAGAAGGAUAUAGUGUUGGCCUGAAUGAUUUUGACAUUCCCAAGGCUGUUACUGAAGAUAUAAAGAAGAAGAUUCAGGACAUAUCACCUUUGCUGCUUCACUUGAGAUCAAAUUACAAUGAACUUGUAGAGUUGUUAGUGGAAAGCUACCUGAAAACUAUAAAACUGCCAAUCGUGACUCGUAUUCUAAAGUUAUCUGCUUUGGGUAAUUUGAUAGAUUCUAAAAAUGAUUCAGCUAUCAGUAAGGUUGUUCAACAACUUGGCUUUUUGGGGCUUCAACUUUAUGACCGAGGGAAGUUUUAUUCAAGGCGUUUGGUUGAGGAUAUGAGUUUCCACUUCCAAAAUAAGUAUUCUUAUUCUAUUAAUGGUGUUGACUAUCCUUCUAAGGCAUUUGGGUUAGUUAAGAGCUCCUUUUUUCAAGGUCUGACCCCCUAUGAAGAGUUGGUCCAUUCCAUAUCAUCCAGGGAAGUGUUGAUCCGUUCUUCUAGAGGACUUACUGAACCAGGAACUUUGUUUAAAAAUCUAAUGGCCACACUUAGAGAUGUCGUUAUCUGUUAUGAUGGGACAGUGAGAAACCUCUGCAACAAUUCUAUAAUUGAAUUUGAGUAUGGACAGGUGGACAAAAAUAGUCCUGGCAGGUCUCUUGCUGGUGAACCAGUCGGUGUAUUAGCUGCUACUGCAGUAUCAAAUCCUGCAUAUAAAGCAGUUCUUGAUUCUUCUCAGAGCAACAACUCUUCAUGGGAAUCGAUGAAGGAAAUACUUUUGUGCAAAGACUUCAAGAAUGAUAUUAUAGAUCGGAGAGUUAUUCUAUAUUUGAAUGAGUGCUUCUAUGGGAAAAUGCAUUGCAAGGAGAAUGCAACAUAUUUAGUUCAGAAUCGUUUGAAAAAAGUCGCUUUAAAGGCAUCGACAAAUACCUGA